AUGUCUUUUUAAAUAUAACAUUAUAUUAUAGGUAUCGAAAUUAUAAUUAUGGAUAAGAUUAGUUAUUAGGAAAUGGUAAAUAUGGAAAAAUUGUAACUGCAAAACACUAAUUAGUGAAUGAAAAAGUGUUAAUCAAAAUAUUAGAGAAAAAGAAUCUAAAAUUAAAUAGAGAUUUGUAGAACCUUGAAAAUGAAAUUUAAAUACUUAGACAAGUCAAACAUUAGAAUGUAAUAUAAUUAUAUGAAGUAAUUUUAAAUAAGUUAAUAUAGAUUUUGGAAUCUACAUACAAUAUUUACAUGAUUUUUGAAUUUGGAGAAGGAGAUGACCUCAAACAUAAACUAAAUUAAUGUUAAAAGUAUCAUAAUUAUAAUUUAUUGAUUUUCAGAGGCAUAAUCAUUGAUAUAUUUGUAGUAAAUUGCCAAAGGAGUUUCUUAUUUACAUGAAAAUAAUAUAGUUCAUUGUAGAUUAAGAUUAGAGAACAUAGUAUUAUAAAAUGGAAAACCUAAGAUUAUUGAUUUUAGUCAGGCUAUUAAAAUAGAUUAAUAAGCAAAUAAAGAUUAUUCUACUAUUAAAUUAUCAUAUUAAUCUCCAGAAAUGUUAAAUUCAUUAUACUAUGAAUUUGAUGGAUAAAAAUAUGAUAUGUGGUGUUUAGGAUUAAUAUUAUAUUAAAUGUUAUAAGGUUAAUUGCCAUUUGAUAAUAUAACUAAUAAUAAUGAUUUAAAAAAUAAAAUUAAGAAAUCACAAUUUUAAAUCAAUUUUCCAAUUUCAUAAUAAGUUUGUUCAUUAUUAGAAACAAUGCUUAAUGUUGAUCCAAAUAAACGAAUUACACUUAAUGAAUUAAUGAAUUUCUUAGAAUCAUAAAAUCUAAUAUUUGAAAAUGAAUAUUUAAAAGUACCUGAGGAUGUUCCUAUACAUUUAAUUAUUAAAGAAUUGGAAGAUAAUCAAAUAGAAACAGUUAAUUUAUUUUAAUAAUUAGAGUAGAAUAAACAUUGUACAUAAACUACAUGUUAUUAUUUAAUCAAAAAUAAAUUAAUGAAAAAAGCUAAAUUAAACAAGAUUAAAGAAAAUCUAAUUAAUUUUGAAAAUAAUAAGUUUAAUUUUAUGAAAAAGUUAAGAAAUAGUUUAUAAUUUACAACUACUAAAUCUCGAAUUUAUUAGAAUGGUAAUAGAGUUCAUACUGAAAAUAAUCAUAAUAGAUCUGAUAGUAUUUCUUAACAUUCAUAUAAAUAAAGAUCAUUAAGCAAAACAAAUAAUAAUAAAACUCCAUUUAUGAAAUAAAUUUAAUAAGCUUCAAAAUUAUCUCAAACUUAAAAUUCCUUCUUUCCUUCAUAUAAUUCUGUUAGCUAAAAUUAAAAUAAAGGUAAUAACAACAAUAAAUCUAAUAGUAUUAAUAAUAAUCAAAAUUUUUAAUAAUUAGGAAUAAUUAGUGAUGGUUAUUAAAUCUAUUAAGAUAAAUUACAAUAAAGAUUAAAAAAUCUCUUGUAUUCUAAUAAUAAUUAUAUAAUAUAAGUAACAAAUACAAAAAGAAGAUCAGUGUCAUAAAAAAAUUGA
This is a messenger RNA of Paramecium primaurelia, 1551 nucleotides long. Lineage: Eukaryota; Ciliophora; Oligohymenophorea; Peniculida; Parameciidae. The record is from the annotation of a GenBank genome assembly.